AUGCGUUACAUUGCCCUUCUCUUCGUACUCUUUGCUUUUAUUUAUCUGACUCAAUCGAAUGUUUUAAAACACAGCGAUGAUGAUAAAUGCCAAUAUAAUAAUCUUGGAAUACAUUGUGAUAUAGCUUGUACAAAUUCGAUGAUACAACAGCUUUGUUCAACUGGUUCGAAGUGUUGUACAAGUCACCAUGAUUGCGGAAGACAUCAAAGAUGCUGUCCACCAUCAUCGUGCACAUGUGUCAAACGUUGCGAAAACGAAACUCGCCAUGAUUAA
Adineta ricciae is the source of this 273-nucleotide messenger RNA. The record is from the annotation of a GenBank genome assembly. Lineage: Eukaryota; Metazoa; Rotifera; Eurotatoria; Adinetida; Adinetidae.